Molecule: messenger RNA, 2395 nt
Organism: Onychostoma macrolepis
Lineage: Eukaryota; Metazoa; Chordata; Actinopteri; Cypriniformes; Cyprinidae
Exons: 12
Coding region: 207-2024 (605 amino acids)
Source: RefSeq, a predicted model, not a curated record
UAUAGCUAUAUUUGUUUUCUAUGGCUUUAGUUCGUGUAGUCGUGCAUGCGCUUCACAUUAAAUGGGCACACAGUUUAAUCAUUCAUAUUUCUACAUCGGUUGUUCUGAUAUGGGCUGCUUGACUGGAUCCGUCACAUUGCUUAGGCUACUGAUGUGGAAAAUGCGUAUUGUGACAAUGGUAACUUUAAUGAACUAAACAAAAUAUAAUGGAAGUCGCUUUGGAAAAGAGCUCAAGUUCAUCGACAGUAAACCGUGUGUCUGGAGUUUAUACAGAUGAAACAUAUGAGAUGAUAUCAGUGAUGGAGGGAGAUUCUGUCACUUUAAACACUGAUGUUACUGAAAUACAGAGAGAUGAUCUGUUACUGUGGAUGUUUAAACUCCAAAAUUCAGAGACUCGUAUCGCUGAAAUCUAUAAACAGACCAUCUCUAUAUAUGAUUAUAAAGAGAAUAAUGAGAGAUUCAGAGGCAGACUACAGAUAGAUAAUCAGACGGGAUCUCUGACCAUCACAAACAUCAACAAAUUACACUCUGGACUUUAUAAACUACAGAUCAUCAAUGGAGGAGUCAAACACAAGAGCUUCAAUCUUGCUGUCUAUGGUCUUCUGACUGUUCCUGUCAUCAGUGAUUCUCCUCAAAGCCCUUCAGUAUCUGAAAGCUCAUUAGGUCAGAAUUGUUCACUGCUGUGUUCAGUGUUGAAUGUGAGUCAUGUGACUCUCUCCUGGUUCAAAGGAAACAGUUUAUUGUCCAGCAUCAGUGUGUCUGAUCUCAGCAUCAGUCUCUCUCUUCCUCUGGAGAUUGAGUGUCUGGAUGAUUCCUACAGCUGUGUUGUGGCUUAUUCAUUCAAUAACCAGACUAAACACCUCAACAUCACUGAUCUCUGUCAGCCAUGUUCAGAUGGUUCACAUGUGCCCGGCAAAGGUAUAAUUGCUGCUGUAUUUCUGCUGCUGCUGCUGCUAGUGAUCUCAGGUUUAGCUGUGUGGAUAUUCCGUCGCCGCAGGAGCCACAAACAAGCAGUACAAGAAACUCGGACUACUGUGGAAGAGGUGGAUUAUACCGAUGCAGUAUUUACUACAAACAGAGCUCAGGAUACGUAUGGAAGGAGACUAAUGGACAGGAUCAGACAGAGUGUGUUUGUUGCUGUGACAGAUGAAAUGAAGUCAGUGUCAGUGAUGGAGGGAGAUUCUGUCUCUCUACACACUGAUGUUGAAAUACAGAGAGAUGAUAUGAUACUGUGGAUGUUUAGACCUCAAAACACUCGAAUAGCUGAAAUCAUUAAAAGGGACCAAAUAAACUUAAUUUUUGUGAGUAAUGAUGGGAGAUUCAGAGACAGACUUCAGUUGAACAAUCAAACUGGAUCUCUGACCAUCAACAACAUCAGAUCUGAACACACUGGACUUUAUAAACUGACCAUGAUCAUCAGUGGAAAAACCUCAUUGAAGAGUUUCAGUGUUACUGUCUAUGCUCAUCUUCCCACUCCUGACAUCACCAGUAACUCUUUAAACUGUUCUUCAUCAUCAUCAGGAUCUUCAGUGUCCAGAUGUGUGCUGCUGUGUUCAGUGUUGAAUGUGGGUCAUGUGACUCUCUCCUGGUUCAAAGGAAACAGUUUAUUGUCCAGCAUCAGUGUGUCUGAUCUCAGCAUCAGUCUCUCUCUUCCUCUGGAGGUGGAAUAUCAGGAGAAAAACACCUACAGCUGUGUGAUCAACAACCAGACCAAACAUCUGGACAUCAGUCAGCUCUGUCACACAUGUGCAGAACAGAGCCAGCAUUUAUAUGUGAAUCUAAUGAUAAUAGUCAGUGUGUGGCUGUUGGUGUUCAUUUCUGCUGUUAUGCUGAUGUACUACUGCUGUAGGAAAUUGUGUAAAGCACAACAAAAAGAUCUGACAAUCAUAGAACAGCAGAACAUGUCAGAAUACACACAGAUUAUCUACUGCCUUCAGAAGCAAGAUCUGCCAGAGAUAUGUGGACAGAACAGAGACAGCUGUGAACUAUCGACACACAGUGAAACUGUGUUUAUGAUUAACUGAACAUCUCGCGAAAAUGUUUGUCCUGAAGAAUACCUCCCGUGUUUCUGAUCAUCACCAGAAGUCCUCAUGUUUGAGCAGAUUCUUCAUGAUGAUUCAUUGUCUGCGGUGCUGAAGGAUUCAAAUGAGAUGAGCAGAUGUGCGGAUGAUUCGUGGAUGUUUGAUGGUGGACUUCUGUAGAUUUCUGAAGUUAUUAUCUGAACUGAAUUUACAGUUGAAGUGGAGAGAAGAACAUCAAGAUGAACAUUAAUCAGUGUAAGAUGACCUGUACAAGAACAUUGUUUGGAAAAUAAUUACCAGUUUCACUAAACCUGCUGAAAACGAGCUCAAAAUGAAAUAUGUGAUUUGUCUAAUAUAUAACAAAGUUUCUAAAU